Messenger RNA from Trichoderma breve, 939 nucleotides. RefSeq names its product homeobox KN domain-containing protein. Bases 1 to 939 code for a protein of 312 amino acids. Gene Ontology annotation, biological process: regulation of DNA-templated transcription. The record is from RefSeq and is a predicted model, not a curated record. NCBI's taxonomy places the organism in Eukaryota, Fungi, Ascomycota, Sordariomycetes, Hypocreales, Hypocreaceae. Gene Ontology annotation, molecular function: DNA binding. The transcript is spliced from 5 exons.
AUGACUAUUCUCACUUCACAACCUUGGGCUUUGACUCGCAAUACUGAACAUUCCCGGGACUGGGAAAUGUUUCAACCACGGACUGACGCUGACGGGCAGCCGAUUCAGCUGCCUCCUCUCAAACAGGUUUUUCCAGACCUUGACUUGAGUUCAAGGGGGAAUGAUGAUAGGUCACAACGCUUUGGCAGCGGUGAUUUCCGGUUCAGGUCUCCCGACUUUAACGCCUCACCUCACAAACGGAGAAGAUAUGAAGACGAGGCAGAGGCGGAGGCGGCUCACCAAAGACACGUACCACGGGUGCAUCUCUCGCCUGGUUCAUCCUAUUCUCUCCCUACGCCAAUGGAAGUACAAGACUUGUCAAGGCCACACAUGCCUCUACCAAGCUUGCGAACAACAAUGAAUUUCGAAAAUGAGUCUCGAAAUAGCCUGGAUAGCUCCCGGAGCAGCUCUCGAGAGUACCCGAGAACCCCUAGUCGACCUUAUGAUCGAGCACCCUACUCAGCGGGUGUAUAUCCCCACUACAUGGAACCAAAUCAUACAAGCCACUAUGGAGAGUUGGGAGCCAUGGCCGGUGAGAGCAAACAGCGAAAACGCCGUGGCAACCUGCCCAAGGAGACGACUGAUAAGCUACGGAGCUGGUUCCUUGCGCACCUGGGGCACCCGUACCCUACAGAGGAUGAGAAGCAGGAACUGGUGCGCCAGACUGGACUGCAGAUGAAUCAGAUUUCCAAUUGGUUCAUCAACGCAAGGCGACGCCAGCUACCUACCAUGCUCAAGAACGAGGCCGAUGCUGCAGGGCGAGGCAUUGCCAGCAGGGAGGGCAAAUCUACGGAUCCCUCGUCUGUUGCCUCGUCGCCUAUGAGCGAGGUCGCCCAUUCGAGCGAUGAGAUUCUUCAGCGCCAUCAGGGCGGCGGAAGCUUAAAGCGGGGCAGUGUAUGA